AUGUCCCAUACUGAUCAAUUAUUCGUCGCUGAAGAAGACGACGAUAUAAUGAUGAAGAACGUUGACACCGAUGAGAUCCCCGUCGGUUUAGCUAGUCUAGAAGACGAGAAAUCGGCAAAAAACGAUGAAGAUCCAAUAGUCAAGGAAAUACCGUUAAACCUGUCCCAAGCACCAUUUGCAUUGCAUCUCUUACAGUAUCCUAAUAAGCCUAAAAAGACAGGUCAAAAUCGAGUCUUGCAUCCGCCCGUGACGCAAGCCAGAUACAAACAGAAAUCGAACCUUUGGCAGCUGGAUAUGCCAUUGAACACUGAUGUGUUUUACGAUAAGAAUAGAGCAGAAGAUGAGUGGGAUUCUGUGGCCCAACAGACGGUGAAGGGUGUUGGUGUAUACAACGAGGGACUCUACGCGGGCCUUUUCGCUGAUGAUCAGAUAUAUUUGUUACCUGUUGAUGCUGUCGCACAGAUGAGGCCUUAUUUCACAUAUAUAGACGGUGGAUCACAUACGAGGGAGGAGACGAGAAACCCACAGCAACAGAAUGGCAAUGGAGCGAAGAAGGCACAGGUUGUCACAAUGUCCGUGAAAAGUAGUAGUGAAGCCAAUCAACCUCGUCUUGGAGGGUCGUUGUUGGCACACAAGGUUGCAGAUGAAGAAGAGACUUUGGAAUUGACCUGGGUAGAGGGCACGUUUCAAAGUUUUAAAGAAAGUGUCACGACAGAAAAGGCCCGUACGCCCUUAAAAGCUUCUGGAGGUGCUCAGGAAUACGUCGAGAGGGCGAUGUGA
Molecule: messenger RNA, 780 nt
Organism: Lachancea mirantina
Lineage: Eukaryota; Fungi; Ascomycota; Saccharomycetes; Saccharomycetales; Saccharomycetaceae
Source: the annotation of a GenBank genome assembly